Paramecium primaurelia is the source of this 1749-nucleotide messenger RNA. The record is from the annotation of a GenBank genome assembly. NCBI's taxonomy places the organism in Eukaryota, Ciliophora, Oligohymenophorea, Peniculida, Parameciidae.
AUGAAGAAAUCUAUUAACGAAAAAGAAGUUAAAGAAUUGAAUUUAGGGUACAAAAUUUAGCUAAUAAAUCUAAAAAAAAUAAUUGUAUAAUCUUUUGGAAUUGAAAUGGCCUUUGUCACUCCAAUAUCCAGCUUAAAAAAUCCUUAUUAAUUUGGUACAUUCAAGAUUUUUCAUUAUUUCAUUAGUCUUUUGACUGAAUUCUAUCAAUUUUAAGAUGGGAAAUUAAACGAAUUAAUAAUAGAUUUUUAAAAAUAGAAUAAAUAUUUACUUGAAUAUUCUAAACAUUUAGGGUUGAACUUUUUUGAAAAUUAAAAUUAAGAAAACAUAAAGUAAUUCAUUAACAAUUUGAAAGAUUUAUUUUAAAAUGAUACCUAUCAAAUAUUAAAAGAGAUUUUACAGAUACUAUGUGCAAUUUUAAAAUUAAUUAACAUUGGUAUAUAGAAUAAUUGUGAAAAUAAAAAUUAAAAAGAGGAUUAAUAAUUAGAUGAAUGUUAAAAGGGUUCAUCACAAAAUAAAUCCGAAUAUGAUUAAUAAUCAGUUGAAAGCUAAAAGGGUUAAUAAUCAAAUAAAUCUAAAGACGAUCAAUCAUCAGUUUAAGGUUAAAAGGGUUCAGAAUAAGAUGAACAAAGUGAUGUAAAAUAUAGUCAACCUUUUACAUAUAUUCCUGAUGAAGAUGAAGAAGAUGAUAGGAUAGAUAAUUUGGAAAUAAAUCCAUAAAGUGAUUAAAACCACAUUUUUGAUACUAAAAAUUAGGAAAAAUCUGAGAAAGAAUAAUUAAUAGAAGUAUUUCAGAAUUAAUUAGAUGUGUAAAUAGAUGGCCAAAACUAACCCUUAAUCGAAAAAUUGGUAGAUAAUUAUUCAGGAAAGGCAAGUAAUUUACUUCUAAAUUCUAAUAGAAUUAUUGGGUAUGCAUAGCAUCUUUAUCAAAAACUAAUAUAAUCCUUUUUCAUUUAGGUAGGAUUAUCUUUAUCCAAGAAAAUAAGAUAUGAUUAAGAAAUUAAUAAAGAAUAUUAAGCAACUUUUCUAAGAUUUCCUGAUUAAAUACUAGGAGGAAGUAAAGCAAGACCAUAUUAAACGAAUUGUUAUUUUAUUAAUCUCUGUAGGGAUUUGAUUAAUUGUUGGUAUUAAAUCUAGAAAUACCCAAUCGAGAAGAAUGAAUAGAUUGAAAAGAAUGAAUAAAUUGAGAAGAUGAAGGAAUAAUUCAAAGUUUUAGAAAACAAUACUAUAGAAUUAUAGAAAUUAAAUGAUUAAAAAAGUAUUAAGAAAUUUUUUAAUGAUGUUAAAGUAAAUGAUUUCAACCUACUUGUUCAAAUUAGUCAUAAAUCUUAAAAUGACUAGAAACCAUGGACUACUUAUGAUUUUAAUGAUUUUUGCAAAGUUAAUCAUUAUGAUAUAUCAGAGGAUGAUAAAUAAAUAUUGAAGACUAGCAAACUAAACUUAUUCAAUGUUAAACAUAAUCAAAAUGAUAAUGAAAAAUUGCUUAAAUAAAAAAAUUCUACAGUGAUUAGGGAACUUUUCUAAAAGUUCUAAAGUAUUUAGAAUUAUAAUAAUGUUUAUAAUUAUGAAAUUGUUAAUAAUAGUUUAAUCAAGGUAUUGGACGAUUAUAUUUAAAAUAUAAAAAAUCAAGAAGUAUAAGAUAGGAGGAAUUAGAAUCAAAAUAAUGGCUUAUAUUAAUAUUAAAAUUUUGAAGGUAGUUCAUCAGAUGGGUAUUCUAGUAGUGGUAGUAAAUCUUAAAAUGUAUUAGAUUGA